Messenger RNA from Rubroshorea leprosula, 1566 nucleotides. NCBI's taxonomy places the organism in Eukaryota, Viridiplantae, Streptophyta, Magnoliopsida, Malvales, Dipterocarpaceae. The record is from the annotation of a GenBank genome assembly.
ACUCUAGGUUCUCCCUUUCCAUUCUCUUUUCUAAUUUACACACACACACACAAGAAAAAGAAAAUUAAAUGCUCAUGGAAGGGCCAAAUUCACCUUUACAGUUGCAACCUCCAACUUACGGAAAUCUAAUCACCAUUCUCAGCAUUGAUGGAGGAGGAAUUCGAGGGGUUAUCCCGGGGAUUAUCCUUAAUUUUCUAGAGUCUGAACUUCAGAAACUGGAUGGUGAAGAAGCAAGACUUGUAGACUAUUUCGAUGUAAUUGCAGGCACCAGCACCGGUGGUCUCAUGACAGCCAUGCUAACUGCUCCUAAUGAAAAAAAGGGGCCACUUUUCGCUGCCAAAGACAUAAAGGACUUCUACCUAAACAAUGGCCCUAAAAUCUUCCCCCAACCUAGUUGCCCGUUAUUUGCUCGUGCAAGAAAAGUAAUCAAAGCUCUGUUUGGACCCCAAUAUGACGGUAAAUUCCUGCACAAGAUUGUUAGGAACAAACUGGGAAACACAAAACUACACCAGACAUUAACUAAUGUUGUAAUUCCUACAUUUGACAUCAAAACCCUUCAGCCAACCAUCUUUUCCACCUAUGAGGUGAAGAGAAAGCCAUCGUUAGAUGCUUUACUCUCGGACGUUUGCAUUGCAACCUCAGCUGCGCCGACUUAUUUUCCGGCCCAUUAUUUCACCACCAAAAACGUCGCCGGAGAAGUUAUCAGAGAAUUCAACUUAAUAGAUGGGGGUGUUGCAGCCAAUAAUCCGACUUUAGUGGCUAUAAGUGAAGUGACGAAGGAGAUAACUGGAGGCAGCUCCGAUUUUGUCCCAAUAAAACCGUUGGAUUACACGAGAUUCUUGGUUAUAUCCUUGGGAACUGGCUCAAACAAACUGGUCGAAGAGAAAUACACCGCAGAGGAGGUGGCAAAAUGGGGUCUGCUGAGUUGGCUAACCAACGGUGGUUCCACCCCUUUAGUCAACAUAUUCAAUCAAGCCAGUGCCGAUAUGGUCGACCUGCACCUCUCCGUCGUAUUCAAAGCCGUACAAUGUGAAGAUAAAUACCUCCGCAUUCAGGAUGAUACAUUAAAUGGGGUUGAUGAUACAUUAAAUGGGGUUGUAUCUUCAGUUGAUAUAGCAACAAAGAAGAAUUUGGAUGAUCUAGUGGAAGUAGGGGAAGAACUGUUGAAAAAACCAGUUUCUAGGAUUAAUUUGGAAACGGGUCGGUUUGAGUCUUGUGGUCAAGGAUCUAAUCAAGAGGCUCUGAAGAGGUUUGCAAAAUUGCUGUCUGAAGAGAAGCGACUUCGCGAACUUAGAUCGCCCCAUGCACGGAUUGCAAUUUCAAAUGUUGUUAAAAAUUAAGUAUGGUGAUUCAUUUAAUGUAAAAAAUUUAGGGAUUUGUUUUGCUUAAGACAAAUGAUAGAAGUUUACUUGUCUAAUCAAUAAGGUUUUGCAAGGAAAAUUAAUCCUUGGGUGAAUUAAUCUUAGGUCUGGAGAAUAGGUUGCUUGAAAUGAUAUAGGUGUGAUCUUAUGGAUUGCUCAGUGCUCAAACAUAAAGCAAAGGGCUGUCUUUUUUUAUUCCAUAAAU